Molecule: messenger RNA, 330 nt
Organism: Numida meleagris (helmeted guineafowl)
Lineage: Eukaryota; Metazoa; Chordata; Aves; Galliformes; Numididae
Product: LIM/homeobox protein LMX-1.2
Exons: 2
Coding region: 1-330 (109 amino acids)
Biological process (GO): neuron differentiation; regulation of transcription by RNA polymerase II
Cellular component (GO): nucleus
Molecular function (GO): RNA polymerase II transcription regulatory region sequence-specific DNA binding; DNA-binding transcription factor activity, RNA polymerase II-specific
Source: RefSeq, a predicted model, not a curated record
AUGGACAUCGCCUCGGGCCCCGAGUCCUUGGAGAGGUGCUUCCCGCGCGGCCCGACGGACUGCGCCAAGAUGCUGGACGGCAUCAAGAUGGAAGAUCACCCGCUGCGCUCGGGUCCGGCCACGCUCGGAGUGUUACUGGGGUCGGAGUGCCCGCACCAGGCCGUGUGCGAAGGCUGCCAGAGGCCCAUCUCGGAUCGCUUUCUGAUGAGGGUGAACGAGUCCUCCUGGCACGAGGAGUGUUUGCAGUGCGCGGUGUGUCAGCAAGCCCUCACCACCAGCUGCUACUUCCGGGACCGAAAGCUCUACUGCAAACAGGACUACCAACAGUAA